AUGACCACUUCUGAUGAAAGCCCACCCCCGGAAGUCAGGAGUGCGAAGUCGGAUGCACUGGGGCCCAAAUCCAUCCUUCGUGUUGGGUCAUGGAAUGUCCGCACAAUGUUUGAGACCUCCAAAACAGCUCAAGUUAUCAAUGAGAUGAAGAGAUACCGACUAGACAUCCUGGGUAUCAGCGAAUGUCGUUGGAUAGGAUCAGGGCGUCUCACGACAAAUGACGGCUCACUUAUCCUGUACUCUGGACACGAGAGCACACACAGUCAUGGGGUAGCCAUCAUUCUCUCUCGAGAGAAGGCCAGAACUCUCAUGGAAUGGGAACCUAUCAGUGAGGGGAUUGUUAGAGCGCGUUUUGACUCAAAGUACUGUAAACUCACUAUCAUUCAGUGCUACGCACCAACUAAUGACGCUGAGGCUGAUGUGAAGGAGGACUGGUAUGAGCAACUACAAAUGGCAGUAUCAAGAGUCCCACAGCAUGACCUACUCCUAGUCAUUGGUGACCUUAAUGCAAAAGUGGGAGCUUACAAUUCUAACUCUGAGAGAGUGAUGGAACCCCAUAGAUGUGGGGUGAUGAAUGAGAACGGGGAACACCUGGUUGACUUCUGUAUGAACAACAGGCUGGUCAUUGGAGGAACCAUUUUCCCGCACAAGACCAUUCAUAAGCUCACUUGGACAUCACCUGAUGGAACCACAACAAACCAGAUCGACCACAUCAUUAUCAAUGGCAAGUGGCGAAAGUCCCUUAAAGAUGUUCGAGCUUACCGGGGAGCUGAUGCCAACAGUGACCACUUCCUUGUCGCCUCCUCCAUCAGGCUGAAACUCCGGAAGGUCAUUCCACAGAGUCAACAACGGAAGCGGAAACAGCUGGACAUCUCCAAACUCAAGUGUCCUCGUACCAAGACUGCAUUUGUUCUCGAGUUGAAGAACCGUUUCGGCACUCUAGCAAGAGAAGAUAGGAUUGAAGCAGACAAUGUCAGCCAGAAAUGGGAUACCAUCCAGAGUACUUACUGCGCCACAGCAGAAGCAGUCCUUGGCUUCAAGAAGAAGAAGAACAAGGAAAGGCUAACACCAGAAACAUGGAAGCUUAUUGAUGAAAGGAGAAUCCUGAAACAGAAGCUGUUGAACACCAAAUCCCCUAGGCUCGUAGAACAAGACAGAGCAGCCUACAAGAGCAAGGAUAAGGAGGUGAAGAAAAGUGCUAGGAGUGACAAGAGAGCCUUUGUGGAAAAGCUAGCUAGUGAGGCUGAACAGGCUGCAGCAUAA
This is a messenger RNA of Lingula anatina, 1263 nucleotides long. RefSeq names its product protein CFDP2-like. The record is from RefSeq and is a predicted model, not a curated record. Gene Ontology annotation, molecular function: catalytic activity. Lineage: Eukaryota; Metazoa; Brachiopoda; Lingulata; Lingulida; Lingulidae.